This is a messenger RNA of Schistocerca cancellata (South American locust), 2414 nucleotides long. Its product is annotated as zinc finger protein 16-like. Bases 513 to 2324 code for a protein of 603 amino acids. Gene Ontology annotation, molecular function: DNA-binding transcription factor activity; RNA polymerase II cis-regulatory region sequence-specific DNA binding. The transcript is spliced from 6 exons. Lineage: Eukaryota; Metazoa; Arthropoda; Insecta; Orthoptera; Acrididae. The record is from RefSeq and is a predicted model, not a curated record. Gene Ontology annotation, biological process: regulation of transcription by RNA polymerase II.
GUCAUGAUGCGAAUGUUGACGUUUGCACUGCUGUUGUCUUGAUUUUUGUAGAAAUACAUCAGUUACAUAAUUAUAAAAAAUAAAACGACGGACUGACGCCGAUAGAUGCAUAAACACGUAUCCCAAUGUGAUAAACCCGUGAAAUAUUUUGUGGUUCUUUACAGACCAGUCUCAUUAGCACCGUAUAUCUCUCGUGAAAUUUUGGCAGAAGUAACGCCGAAAAGACAUAACUUUAAUCUUGUUGACUGAGCGCACCGUAAAGUAAUCGUAUUCGUCGAUUAUUGUGGCUGGGUUACUGUUGACAGUUUUGAUGUAUAGGAUAGCAACCUUAUUUCGUGCGAUUGUGUUUAGUUGUGUUUUACCACUACAGACAAAUUGUUUCCUGUGCAUGAAAUGCCACGAAAGGUGUUUCGUUAGAUAUUGCAUUUCAUGUGCCUGCCCAGAAUUUUGCGUAUUAAGAUGUAACGUCCAUAAUUCAGUAUCAUUUCUAACUAGCCGCAGUGUCAAGAAAAAUGUGUGUGAGCUCAAUCUUGUGUAGCAGUGUAGACCGGCUUUGUAUGAAGUUGCAGGAACCUAGAAUUGUAGCAGCUAUGGAACAUGAAACAUUUGGCUGGGUGAAAAAAGAAGAUAUGAAUCUGGAAUGUAACCCCGUGGUUGUCGAAGAUCCAUUUGAAACAUCAAGGGUCUAUGUCUAUAUUAAAGAAGAUCCAGACUUAGAUUUGGGAGUGGAUGCAACUGACAAUGGUGAGGCAUCCACAAGAGGACUUGCAUCAGAUAGUGCACGAUCAUCUCAUCUGUCCAAUGAAAACUAUGGCUCUUCAUUUAAAGAAACUGUUUCUCCAGCUGUGACCUGUGAUGAGCUGACACAGGAAACUGUCACGCACAGUAAUUCCUUCUGCAAUGCAGAUAACAUGAGUGAGAUGGACAAUGAAUUCUGUGACUUCACCUGUGAUACAUGCCUGCAAAGAUUUUCAUCAAAAUACAGCCUCAUAAUGCAUGUAUUCACUCACAUUGACAUUGCACAGCCACCGUUACAUGUUUGCAGAUGUUGUGGUGAAGUGUUUCUUGACAAUGAUGCCCUGAAUAAUCAUGUCAGUAUGAAGGAGGAUGGCAGGACCUUGAUUGCACAACCAUUUCCUGAUACCAGGCAGGUGCACAGCUGUAGAGAUGUGUGCGAGAAUAUAUUCACUGCAAAAGAUCACAUGCCUGUUGCUCUAACGGCACCCACUGUUAGUGAUUCAUGUGGACAGUUUGCAAACAUUUAUUAUGCCUCACAGGGCUAUUACUGUGAUCCCAGUAGCUGGUCUCUCUGUCAAAAAAAUGGUAAAACAGUUUCCUCAUGCCCUAUACACUCCAAGCCACACAAGUGUGAUGUAUGCAGCAAAUCUUUUGCUUAUGCAUCUCUUCUCAGAACCCAUGCCUUAGUACAUUCUGGAGUAAUGUCGCACAAAUGUGAUGUUUGUGGAAAAAUGUUUGUUAGUGUUGAUCAUCUUAAAAAUCACAAAUCAGUGCAUUCUGCAGCAGAGAAACACAAAUGUGAUAUCUGUGGCAAACUGUAUACUACAGUUCAUAACCUCAAAGCUCAUACAUUAGUGCACUCUGCAGCGAAGGCACAUGAAUGUGCUAUAUGUGGCAAAUUGUUUGCUACACUUGGUCAGCUCAAAUCCCAUGCAAUAGUUCAUUCUGGUGUGAAGAAACACAAAUGUGAUGUUUGUGGCAAAUUGUUUGCUAGAUUUGGUGAACUCAAAGUUCAUGGCCUAGUUCAUUCUGCAGUGAAGUCACAUGAGUGUGAUAUUUGUGGAAAAUUGUUUGCUAGACCUAGUAAUCUCAAAGCCCAUACCCUACUACAUUCUGCAGUGAAAUCGCACAAAUGUAAUGUUUGUGGUAAAUUUUUUUCUAGACUUGGGCAGCUCAAGAACCAUGAAUUAGUGCAUUCUGGGGUGAAGGCACACAAAUGUGUUGUUUGUGAAAAAUCCUUUGCUUUAGUCAGUAAUCUCAAAUCCCAUGCAUUAUUGCAUUUGGGGGUGAAGGCACACAAAUGUGAUGUUUGUGGCAAAUUGUUUGCUACACUUCGUGAGGUCAAGUACCAUUCGAUAGUACAUUCUGGGUUAAAGUCACACCAGUGUGAUGUGUGUGGCAAAUUGUUUGCUAGACGUAGUGAGCUCAAAGUUCAUUUGUUAGUGCAUUCUGAUUUGAAGCCACACAAAUGCAAUUGUUGUAGCAAAUCUUUUGUACGGGCUGUUGAUCUCAGGAGGCAUAUGCAAGCACAUUUUAAGAGGAAAGGGCAUGUAGCUUCACAUAUUGAAAGCUCCCAUCCUAGUUAGAUGUACAGCAAAUUUUGCACUUAAUUCAGUGUUUGAACUUCAGUGCAAGAUUGGUAAUGAAGUGAUUUACUGUGAUAAAUGAAUUGGCUG